UGGGUCAGACCCCGGGUGUGUUAGGCCCGCCCCUCGGGCGGCCCCAGAGUCCGCGGGAAGCUUCCUCCAAGCCGGCUGAGCGCCGCGGCACCUGCCGGGGCCGAAGCGGGUCCCCCCCACCCCCCGUCCUCGCGACGGACGGCGUUCACUCCCGGCCCAACUUGCAGCGGUCAGCGGGAAAACCCCGUGUUGAAGGUCUAAAGACCCAGGGCCCGGACUGUCUCUGAUCUGUCAGAUUCCCAGACCCAGGGCCCGGACUGGCUCUGAUCUGUCAGAUUCCCCCACUCUUUUCCCCUCUCCCGGCUUUGACUGAGACUGAUAACACCGACCUGCCUGAAUUAUUGGGAUAGAAAACUGAAAAAAGGACCCUGCCCAGGCGCUCCUGCCCCGCCCGAGCGGACCUGGGGGCUGUCUGGGGGUGGGCGGAACAGACGCAGCUAUCAGCAUCUGUUCAGAACUUCCCAACUCUGACACCUGAAAGGACAUCUGGGCCAGAGCUGGACAGACAGUCACCCCAAGGAGCCCAGCAGGGAGUUGGAGACUAAGGCAAGUAGAAAUGUCUUUCCUCCAGGAUCCGAGCUUCUUCACCAUGGGGAUGUGGUCCAUCGGCGCAGGGGCCCUGGGGGCAGCCGCCUUGGCGCUGCUCCUGGCCAACAUGGACGUGUUUCUGCCCAAGUCCCGGAGUGCGACGCUGGAGUAUCUGGAGGACAUAGACCUGAAAACUCUGGAGAAGGACCCGAGGACUUUCAAAGCAAAGGAGCUCUGGGAAAAGAACGGAGCGGUGAUCAUGGCUGUCCGCAGGCCAGGCUGCUUCCUCUGUCGGGAGGAGGCCGCGGACCUGUCCUCCCUGAAGCCCAAGCUGGACGAGCUGGGAGUCCCCUUGUAUGCAGUGGUGAAGGAGCAGAUCGGCACUGAAGUGAAGGACUUCCAGCCUUACUUCAAAGGAGAAGUCUUCCUGGACGAAAAGAAAAAGUUCUACGGUCCCCAAAAGCGGAAGAUGAUGUUCAUGGGAUUUGUCCGUCUGGGUGUCUGGUACAACUUCUUCCGGGCCUGGAAUGGAGGCUUCUCUGGAAACCUGGAAGGCGAAGGCUUCAUCCUCGGGGGAGUUUAUGUGGUGGGACCGGGAAAGCAGGGCCUUCUUCUUGAGCACCGAGAGAAAGAAUUUGGAGACAAAGUAAACCUAGUCUCUGUUCUGGAAGCCGCUAGGAAGAUCCAUCCACAGACUUCGGCCUCAGACACAAAGUGAUUGUAUGAAGCUGCCCGGCUCAGGGAUAACUAGGGCCACUCACCUGUAUCACGGGAUGUGUCGUGUCUCUGCUCAUGUCCCCAGAGAGCUAGACAGCCACCCAUGCCGUGUUCUCAGUAGAGAUCAUUAAUGUGUUUUAAUAUUGUGCUCCGUUUAGGCCCACUAAGGCAAAAACAGCCCCUGGACAAGAUUGAUAAAAAUCUAAGAAACCAGUGAGGGUCACUUCAGCUGAAUCCUGGAAAAUAUGAAGCUUCCUGUUGCCUGCUGCCCCUCCUGGAGUGCGAGCUCUGUUAUUUACAAUGGUUUUUAUUCUCGUGUCUUCGAAAAUCUAAGAAGAGUUGAUGAUUGACUUAAAGAUUCAGGAUAUAAAGGUUUCAGGCUUGUGUGUUUUCCGUUAAUGACCUGUUCUACACCGUUAAAGUAAUACUCUUGUAAAGGAGUUGAAGUGCUCGGGGUGGCUUGAUAAAAGUAAAUUAUAAAGUGAAAUCUAUGUUUUUCCUUGCCUCCUGUUCUAACCUCAGAGGUUUGUUUUUCUAGAAGAAAUGAUCAUUUCUGGCUCUAAUAAAAUUAUGUAUCAGAAAUUGCCUGUAAUCCAAGUCUUUCUGAUAAAACUAACAAUAAAAAUAUUUACGGUCGUGA
This is a messenger RNA of Hyaena hyaena (striped hyena), 1885 nucleotides long. RefSeq names its product peroxiredoxin like 2A (gene PRXL2A). The coding region runs from base 557 to 1246 and encodes 229 amino acids. The transcript has 7 exons. The record is from RefSeq and is a predicted model, not a curated record. NCBI's taxonomy places the organism in Eukaryota, Metazoa, Chordata, Mammalia, Carnivora, Hyaenidae.